AUGUUGCCGGAACCGCCGAUUUUUAAAGAAACCCACAUUGAUGGCUUUGGCGAUGUUGAAUUUUUGGACGGGCCGACCGAAAAAUUAUGGAAACAAUGGUACGACCAAAUCGCUGCCGAAGGCUGGAGCUCGGAUGACGUGAGCAUGAGGACGACAACGCCGAUACUUCCGAGUACGCGAUGUGUAUUUGCGCGACGAAAGGAUACCGGUGACUUCUUGGGUACGGUAACUUGGAACGAAUACGACGGGUACACCUUCAUCGGGAUCUUCCUCGUCCUGGCGGAGAUGCGCGGAAAGGCCUCCAAGGCCCUAGAACCACGCCUCGUCAGCCAGCUUACCCCAGAAGAAUUCGAAAAGUUGCUGGAAUUUGAUAGAUUUGUCACAGGCAGAGACCGCUCCCAAUUCCUCCGGCUCCACUAUGGGCUGGAGGUCACCGAGGGGGCUGUACUGUUUGGUGAUGAUCGGAAGGUGGUAGCAGUGGCUUCCGUUGGACCAACCGACCGCCCGGAAGAUCACAACUGGAAGGUGGCGCCGAUUUAUGCGAAUAAUUUGGAGACUGCAGCAACGCUGGCAAUCAUUGUGGCAAAUUGGGCCGGCGCACAGGACGAAAAAGCUCGAAUUUUGCUCCCAAUCCUCGAUGACACGAGAGGGGCCGAGGAGUUGGCUACGGUAUUGAAGAAACAUAUCGUGCCCCAUGUUGUCGGCAUUACGCUUUACAACGGUGACUACAGUAACCCAAUACGACUUGAACACCUUUACGUGCCGCACAAUAAUUCUGGGCAUUUUGAUGCU
Messenger RNA from Mesorhabditis spiculigera, 792 nucleotides. NCBI's taxonomy places the organism in Eukaryota, Metazoa, Nematoda, Chromadorea, Rhabditida, Rhabditidae. The record is from the annotation of a GenBank genome assembly.